This is a messenger RNA of Coffea eugenioides, 883 nucleotides long. RefSeq names its product casparian strip membrane protein 1-like. Lineage: Eukaryota; Viridiplantae; Streptophyta; Magnoliopsida; Gentianales; Rubiaceae. The record is from RefSeq and is a predicted model, not a curated record. The transcript is spliced from 3 exons. Bases 73 to 693 code for a protein of 206 amino acids.
CUCUCUCUAAUUUCGUUAGUCAAAUAUCCGCAUUACAUACAAGAAUCUCUCGAGUGCCAACAAAGUCUGGAAAUGGAGAAAUCUGAGUCAGCCAAGAUUGACAUCGCCGAGACCGGCAGGGAAAGAAAAGGAAAGGCGCCACUUCUGGGAGGAAGAUCAGGUCCGGCGGAGCGUGCAAAGGCAGGAGGAUACAAGAGGGGGAUUGCAAUAUUCGACCUCAUCCUCAGAGUAAGUGCUGCUGCGGCCGCUUUAGGCGCUACCGUUUCCAUGGGAACCGCCGAACAAACUCUUCCUUUCUUCACUCAAUUCUUCCAGUUCCAAGCCAGUUAUGAUGAUCUCCCAACCUUCUCAUUCUUUGUGAUCGGAAUGGCCAUAGUUUGUGCCUACCUUGCCCUAUCGAUACCCUUCUCCAUAGUGUGCAUUGCUCGUCCGCAUGCAGUAGCACCCAGGCUCCUCUUAAUCAUCUUCGAUACGCUGGCAUUAACUCUGGCUACAUCUGCUUCGGCUGCAGCGGCAGCUAUGGUCUACUUGGCUCACCAAGGAAAUCCAAAUGCAAACUGGCUUGCAAUAUGCCAGCAGUUCACUGAUUUCUGCCAAAAGACUAGUGGAUCUGUGAUUGCAGGAUUCACCACGGUCGCCCUCCUAAUAUUCCUGGUGGUGCUCUCUGCUAUGGCUCUUCGGAAACGUUACUAAUCCAGGAGAUAUGAUCAAAUUUACUGGUCGAUCAACCAUUUCUGUUUUCUUCAAUUAUCCAAUUGUAUUAAUUCUGUGUGUUUGUGUGUUGUGGUUAAUCUUGAGAGCUCUUUCUGGUUAACAAGGACCUAAUCAGUCAAGACGAGGGGAAACAAGACAAACUAGUUUGUGUUUAUUGAUGAAAGAUUGC